Messenger RNA from Aureobasidium musti, 3015 nucleotides. NCBI's taxonomy places the organism in Eukaryota, Fungi, Ascomycota, Dothideomycetes, Dothideales, Saccotheciaceae. The record is from the annotation of a GenBank genome assembly.
AUGCUCCUGUCUCCUCCACUCACUCACAGACGACUAGCCUUUCUCAUUCUGUUAAUCUGUCUCCUUGAGAUCGUUGGCAGCAUGAUGUUUCCUCAAUUCAAGAGGGCAGCCCUCUUCGCCCUGCCUGCAGCAGCGGCCGUCUCUCAGACGUCCAGCUCUGAUGCCACCAAGACGGCCGAUGCAAACAUCAUUGCAUCCACAUACUCUGGCAGCACCGCAUCAGUCCUCUUGAAUGGAACAUACACCACCAUCUGCCCUGGAUACAAGGCCUCGAAUGUUGAGCACAACCAGUACGGUUUCUCAGCCACUUUGAACCUUGCCGGACCGGCUUGCAAUGUCUACGGCACUGACGUUGAUGUCCUCAAUCUUACUGUUGCUUAUCAGGCUGCUCAUCGUCUAGCAGUCGAAAUUUCACCAGCCCACGUUACUGCAGAGAACUCUAGCUGGUACUUCUUGCCUUCGGAGCAAGUGUACAAGCCUGAGCAGACUGAUGAGGUUACCGAUGACUCUGAUCUUCAAUUCGUCUGGUCCAACGACCCUGCUUUCAGUUUUGCUGUUCUGAGGAAGUCGACUGGUGAUGUUCUCUUCUCUACUGAGGGCACCGUUCUUGUUUACGAGGACCAGUUCAUUGAGUUUGUUUCUACCCUGCCUGAUAACUACAACCUCUAUGGUUUGGGAGAACGCCUGCACGGCAUCAGACUCGGAGACAACUUGACUGCUACCAUGUGGGCGGCCGACAACGGCAACCCCAUCGACAGAAACCUGUACGGUACCCACCCCUUCUACCUCGACACCAGAUACUACGAGAAGGACUCCAUGACUGGCAAUUUGACUCUCUUGACUGGCAACGCAAGUGCAAACGCUAGCUACAUCUCGUACAGCCACGGUGUCUAUUUGAGAAACUCCCACGGCCAGGAACCUAUUCUGAACGCCGGAAACAUCACUUGGAGAUCCCUUGGUGGAACCAUCGACCUCUACUUCUUUGACGGUCCUACUCCUGCUGAGGUCACCAAGCAGUACCAGACUGGUGCAAUUGGUCUCCCUGCUAUGCAGCAGUACUGGACCUUCGGUUACCACCAAUGCCGUUGGGGUUACAAGAACUGGACCAUGAUGCAAGACGUUGUUGACAACUUUGCCAAGUUUGAGAUUCCUCUCGAAACCAUUUGGAACGAUAUUGACUACAUGUUCCAAUACCGUGACUUUGAAAAUGACCCUAAUACCUUCCCUUACGACCAGGGCAAGGUGUUCAUUGAUGGUCUUCAUGCCAACAACCAGCACUACGUUACCAUUGUUGACUCGGCACUCUAUAUUCCUAACCCUGACAACGUUUCGGAUGCCUACUCUGUAUACACUCAGGGCCAUGACAUGGACGUGUUCAUGAAGAACCCCGACGGAUCCGAAUAUAUUGGUGCUGUCUGGCCUGGUUUCACUGUCUUCCCCGACUGGACAGCUGAGAAUGCUACUCAGUGGUGGACCGAGUCUCUCAAGGAAUGGCACCAGAAGAUCCAAGUUGACGGUAUCUGGAUUGAUAUGUCAGAAGUCAGUUCUUUCUGUGUCGGCAGCUGUGGAACUGGUAACUUGCACCUGAACCCUGUUCACCCUCCUUUCUCUCUUCCUGGUGAGCCUGGCUCAGUCGACUACAGCUACCCUGAGGGUUUCAACAUCACCAACGCUACUGAAUACGCUGUUGCUUCGUCGUUGUCCGUCGCUCAGGCUUCUUCCAACGCGGCUACACAGACCUCGAGCACUACCACCCAGCCCUACCUCGUAACUACACCUACUGCUGGAGUCCGUAACGUCGACCACCCUCCUUAUGUCAUCAACAACCAGCUCGGCGACCUGGGAGUUCAUGCUGUCGCACCUAACGCUACCCAUGCCACUGGCGUCCAGGAGUACGAUAUCCACAACCUCUUCGGCAUGGAAAUCCUCAACGCAACUUACAUCGCUCUCACCGAGACCAUCAAGGCCAAGCGUCCGUUCAUCAUCGGUCGCAGUACUUUCUCUGGCGCUGGUAGAUACGCGGGACACUGGGGUGGGGAUAACUAUGCCUCCUGGGAAUCCAUGCUCUUCAGUAUCCCUCAAGCCCUCGACAUGUCGCUCUUCGGUAUCCCCAUGUUCGGUGCUGACACUUGUGGCUUCUCUGGAAACUCUGACGAAGAGCUUUGCAACCGCUGGAUGCAGAUGAGUGCCUUCUUCUCUUUCUACCGCAACCACAACACCCUGGGUGACAACUCCCAGGAACCUUACAUCUGGAGCUCUGUUAUCGCUGCUAGUCAGAAAGCAAUGGCUAUCCGCUAUUCGCUCCUUCCCUACAUCUACACCCUCUUCCAUUCAGCACACACUACCGGUAGCACUUUCUUGCGCGCCAUGGCCUGGGAGUUCCCCAACGACCCUAGCCUCGUUGAUGCCAACCGCCAGUUCAUGCUUGGACCCAGCUUGCUCAUUACACCCGUUCUCCUGCCUCAGGCUACUACUGUCAACGGUGUCUUCCCUGGCAGCAAGGAUGGAGUUGUCUGGUAUGAUUGGUACAACCAGAGCGCUGUUCCUGCCUCUUAUGGCGCAAAUGUCACCAUGGAAGCACCUCUUGGUCACAUCAACGUCCACAUUCGUGGCGGCAGCGUUCUGCCCCAACAAGAGGCUGGCCUCACCACCACCGAAUGCAGAAACAGCUCCUGGAGCGUCAUUGCUGCUCUGUCAGCUGAGGGUACUGCUACUGGUAGCUUGUACAUCGAUGACGGCGAGAGCAUCAUUCAGAACUCGACCUUGUAUGUUGACUUCACUGCUGAGAACCAGCGUCUGUAUGCUUCUGCUCGCGGUCUUUGGCAGGAGAAGAAUGCCCUUGCCAACAUCACUGUUCUUGGUGUUCAGAACGCACCUAAGAAUGUGUCGCUCAACGGCCAGGCUCUGAUGUCUGGUGUCAACUACAACUCCACUAGCAAGGUUCUGAAGGUCACUGGUCUCCAGAACGCCACCUCUACUGGUGCCUGGGCCAAGGACUGGGUUCUUGAGUGGUAA